Spodoptera exigua (beet armyworm) is the source of this 858-nucleotide messenger RNA. The record is from the annotation of a GenBank genome assembly. NCBI's taxonomy places the organism in Eukaryota, Metazoa, Arthropoda, Insecta, Lepidoptera, Noctuidae.
AUGUUCCCAAAAACAGUUAAGUCUGAAACUAUUACACGACCUGUAUUGGCCAACCUAAAACAAAAACCUGACUUGAAGUUCAACGAAUUAAUAAAUGGCAGUAAAGUUUUAAGCUCAAUAAAUUCAAGCGUUGUUAAGUUAUCCGGAUUUGCUGAUACUUUGGACAACAGCAAUAAUCAUUUUGAACGUUAUAAGGUAGAAAACUCGGUCUCAUUAAUAUGUUCAAUGGGAUCAAAUAAAUACAAUGACUGUAAUGUUAUCAAUAUGUGGAGCAAAGAAGACAAACUCAAUGACCCUUUAAAUGUUUACUCUACAUUUAAUCUCGACGAAAUAUCUAAUAAAUCGCCUGGCAUUAUAGGAUCUCACUCAGGAUCGUCUACGUCGUCAUCUAGCCCCAGAUUCAACGACAAUUUUGGUUACAAUUUAUAUGAAGAAUUCAUUUCUGAAAUUCCUACAUAUUUAAAACAAACUGUGAAAACUAUGGAAGGAGAUGUUAUAAAAAACACUAAGACGUUUCUAAAACAACUUUGUAUUCGUGAGUGCUGUUACCAGGAAAAGGAAGAGAAUUUGGUAAAAUGCAUGAAAUCCACGAAGCAAUAUUAUACCCCUAGGAAGGUAAUCGUUCACAAUCCUAUGGAUUUUAUCAGAAUGAGCCAUGUCCAACAACAGAGUUUGUUCCAACAGUCACCAAGAUUGAGGAGAACGUUAAGUGAAAGCAGCAGUUUCCCUCCUUCGCCCGUUGUGGCCUCAUCGUCACCAGCUACCUUACAUGACAUCGCUUCUUCUCCGGAGUCGCCGUUGAGCAUUAUUGUUAGCGACACGCCACAUUAUUCUUACUAUCCUCACAGAUUGAAUUGA